AUGAACGCGUUUUGGUAUGGUUUAGCCGGAGGUCUGGGAGUGACUGCGGGAGCGCACAGACUAUGGGCACACCGUUCAUAUAAGGCGAGACUUCCAUUAAGAAUAUUCUUGAUGAUUUCUCAAUCAAUUGCCGGACAGAAUGAUCUGUACGAAUGGUGUCGCGACCAUAGAGUACACCAUAAAUACGCGGAAACAGAUGCCGAUCCCCAUAACGCCAACAGAGGCUUCUUCUUCGCACACGUCGGUUGGCUUCUGACCCGAAAACAUCCCGACGUUAUCACGAAAGGCAAACAACUCGACUGCUCUGAUCUGCUCAACGAUCCAGUCGUUAAAUUUCAGAAGAAGUCCAUAUCGUUUUGGUAUGGUUUAGCCGGAGGUCUGGGAGUGACUGCGGGAGCGCACAGACUAUGGGCACACCGUUCAUAUAAGGCGAGACUUCCAUUAAGAAUAUUCUUGAUGAUUUCUCAAUCAAUUGCGGGACAGAAUGAUCUGUACGAAUGGUGUCGCGACCAUAGAGUACACCAUAAAUACGCGGAAACAGAUGCCGAUCCCCAUAACGCCAACAGAGGCUUCUUCUUCGCACACGUCGGUUGGCUUCUGACCCGAAAACAUCCCGACGUUAUCACGAAAGGCAAACAACUCGACUGCUCUGAUCUGCUCAACGAUCCAGUCGUUAAAUUUCAGAAGAAAUUCUACGUUUUGUUUUACUUAACAUUUGUUGUCGUUUUACCGAUUCUUAUUCCCGUCACCCUAUGGUCCGAGUGUGUGUCAAAUGCGGCAUUUGUGGCCCUACUUAGAUACUGUACUUCAUUGCACUGGUACUUUAAAUUCACUUGGUUUGUCAAUUCUGCGGCCCAUAUGUUUGGGAGUAAACCAUAUAACCCGCGAAUAGAGGCGCGAGAGAACCUAUUCGUCUCAUUCGGAGCUUUCGGAGAAGGUUUUCAUAACUAUCACCACGAGUUCCCAUUUGACUACUCGACCAGUGAAAUGGGUUGGAAGCUAAACAUCACCACAUUCUUCAUAGAUCUAAUGGCAACCAUAGGACAGGCAUAUGAUCGCAAGAAAUUAGCUCAAAAAUUUCCUUUGCAUUGGCGUCCAUAUCGUGACCGGCCAUCAGCCGAGGGAGUGUUGUGGGUCUCCCCCUCGUGCUCCUUAAGAUCAUCCGAUUCAGUGAAUGUCUUUCGACACCCGGGAUAA
Oppiella nova is the source of this 1197-nucleotide messenger RNA. NCBI's taxonomy places the organism in Eukaryota, Metazoa, Arthropoda, Arachnida, Sarcoptiformes, Oppiidae. The record is from the annotation of a GenBank genome assembly.